Molecule: messenger RNA, 732 nt
Organism: Linum tenue
Lineage: Eukaryota; Viridiplantae; Streptophyta; Magnoliopsida; Malpighiales; Linaceae
Source: the annotation of a GenBank genome assembly
AUGUCUCGGUUCGUGAUGGACUCCAACAAUCUCUGGCUGCUUGCACUCGUCGACCACACGAUCAGGGUCAAUACGGGGCCGUUUUCCCCCGACCUCAACACGCAGAACCUCCCCGACGACGUGGCCGCCUGGAAACAAGUGGCUCGAAUCGGGAGCAACAAGUACUGCAGCCACCGCGAGCUGGAAGUGUUCGGUUCCCAGCUCAACCCGCAGAAAGUGGAGCAGCUGUGGCAGAACCUCUACGGCCGCCAGCUCAGCAUCAACCGGGAAGGCUUCACGUUCACGUGGCACAACCGCGGCACCGACAACGGCCGGUUCAAGCCGGGCGGGAUCCUGUACCGGCUCAACGACCUCUACGAGUGGUCCAACCACGGGGUCACCGUACCCGUCCCGGUCGGGACCGGGUGGGACCGGUUCGAGCGGACCACGGGGAAGCUGAUGGUCGGGGCCGGUGGUGGUUCGGCCGAGGUGAAGAAGGAGUUGGAGGAGAAGGAGAAGGAGAACAAGAGACUGCAGGAAGAGGCGGCGGAGCGGGAGAAGCGGGCCAAGGAGAGGGAAGAUGCGGCUCAGAAGGAGAUCCAGGAGCUGAAAGAGCAGGCCCAAGCCAGGGAGGACGCGGCGAAGAAGGAGAGCGAGGAGAUGAAGAAGCAGGCCAAGGAGAAAGACGAUCAGCUCGCGGCGAAAGAUAAGCAGAUCGCUAACCUCAGGGCCGCUCUCGCAGCCUUCACCUAA